This is a messenger RNA of Setaria italica (foxtail millet), 1171 nucleotides long. RefSeq lists its product as uncharacterized. The transcript has a single exon. Lineage: Eukaryota; Viridiplantae; Streptophyta; Magnoliopsida; Poales; Poaceae. The coding region runs from base 155 to 814 and encodes 219 amino acids. The record is from RefSeq and is a predicted model, not a curated record.
GGUAGUAAAAGGCCUUCUUCUCCAGUGCAAUUGAGCAAACAGGUGAUCCAUCGAUAUAUAAAAAUCACUUUGCUAUAGUUGCCACACACCACCUCGUUCUGAAGCGGCACCUACUUCACGCCCAGAGCACAGUGUCAGUGAGUGUACAGAGGGCAUGUACGCCAUGGCAAGCGCCGGCGGCACGGAGGAGCCUGCUCUGUUCGUGAAGCAGGGGAGCAAGCUCCACUCCAAGAUGCUCUCCAAGGAGGCGGCGGCGCAGCUCGCCGUGCCGUCUUUCCGGGUGUACUACUCCGUGGCGUCGGCCGGCGCGGUGCCGUUCCUGUGGGAGUCCCAGCCGGGCACGCCCAAGAACGACUCGCCCUCCGCGUCCGCGCUCCCGCCGCUCACCCCGCCGCCGUCCUACUACUCCGCGGACCGGGGCGGCGCCGGCGGCCGGUCCAGGAAGCGCCGCCCGGGCCUCAUCGGCGCCAUCCUCCCCAGGAUCGCCUUCCUCCGGAGGCCCGGCCGGACGGCGCCCUGCUCCUCCUGGUCCUCCUCCUCCUGGUCAUCGUCGAGCUCCAACACGUCGUCGAUGUCGCCCGUGUUCACCGUGCAGUCCUCGCCGGCCGCGAGGGGCUCCCGCGGCCACCGGCGCGCGUUCUCGGCCGGCGGCGCUGGCGACGACGCCGAAGCCGCGCCGCCGCGGUGCUUCUGGACGGAGCGCGACUGCUGCGAGAAGGGGGUCGUCAGGGGGUGCGGCGUCGCGGUGGCCGUCAGGAACGCGCUGGCCACGGUCGUCGGCGGCAAGCCCGGCCAUCGAGCCACCGCAGCGUAGAGGGAGGCCUGAUAAUAUGGCUAAAGUUGAGGGUGUGCUUUGCAUUUUGCUGCAGCAUGUUACUCUAUGUGCUUUGUAGUAACCUAACGUGCCAUGCCAAAAUUGUUCGUGCAUGAUAUGGAACAUAUGACAGUAUGUACGUCAUGUAUGCGUAUGUAUGUGUGUAUGUAACCGUAUAUAUGUAUGUAUAUACGGUCAUGUGUAGUCUGGUCCUGCAAAUACGUGUGAUUUUUCCCAAAGUUGUUGAGUGUAUCACUACAUAAACGGUAGGGAUAGUGGUUGUAGAUCUAAAAGAUGGUACUCAAUAUUCUCUUUGAAUUUCUCUUCUCAGUGUCAUGGAAGAUUGGAACUUAUAUA